Grammomys surdaster is the source of this 3042-nucleotide messenger RNA. Its product is annotated as cell surface glycoprotein CD200 receptor 2-like. Gene Ontology annotation, molecular function: signaling receptor activity. Lineage: Eukaryota; Metazoa; Chordata; Mammalia; Rodentia; Muridae. The transcript is spliced from 7 exons. Gene Ontology annotation, cellular component: external side of plasma membrane. Gene Ontology annotation, biological process: regulation of neuroinflammatory response. The record is from RefSeq and is a predicted model, not a curated record. The coding region runs from base 245 to 1051 and encodes 268 amino acids.
AUGAGCAGAGAGCAGAGAGGUGAAGAGAGAGGAGAAGUCACCAUGGGCAAACAUCAGUACCAUUUUCUUCUGUGCAGGCUUAGUCAUCCAACUGGAGGCAGACUGGAGAUGAAGAUAAAGAUAGGGGAAAUGAGAAAGAAAAGUCAAUCUUAAAUCGGUUAUCUGUGUAAACAAAUUGACCAAGGUGUAGUCACUGAGUCCACCCAGGAAGUUAUGAUGUGUAUUUAGCUAGAUUCCAUUCCAGAUGCAUGCGUUGGGGAGGACUCCUGCUUUGACCUUGCUGGUCUUUACUGAUAUUUUGAUGUCUGGGUCAUGUUGUGUGGAUAGGAAUCAACCAACGCAGACAGGUUCAUUUAUGAUACAAGACACUACAGUGUCUGUACAGAUGGGUAUAAAGGCUCUGCUCUGCUGCCCUUCUGUUUCACUGACAAAAGCAGUAUUAAUAACAUGGAUAAUAACCCCCAGAGGAUGGCCUUCCUGCAUAAUAGCCUACAGAGUAGAAACAAGGGAGACCAAUGAAACCACCUGUAGGAACAGGAGCAUCACCUGGGCCUCCACACCUGACCACAGUCCUGACCUUCAGAUCAGUGCAGUGGCCCUCCAGCAUGAGGGGCAUUACUCAUGUGAGAUAGUAACACCUGAAGGGAAUUACCUAAAAUUCUCUGACCUCCAAGUGCUGGUCCCCCCUGAAGUAACCUACUUUCUAGGGAAAAAUAGAACUACAGUUUGUGAGGCAAUUGCAGGCAAGCCUGCUGCACAGAUCUCUUGGACUCCAGAUGGGGAUUGUGUCACUAAGAAUGAAUCACACAGAAAUGGCACUGUGACUGUCAGGAGCACAUGCCACUGGGAGCACAACAAUGUGUUUGCUGUGUCCUGUUUUGUCUCUCAUUCUGCUGGUAACCAGACUCUGUUCAUAGAACUGAAUCAAGGUACCACCAGCACCCCAUCUUCCUUGCUGACCAUUCUCUAUGUGAAAAUGGCCCUUUUUGGGAUUAUUAUUCUCAUCGUAGGAUUUACUUUCCUCAAGAAGAGAAAUUAUACCAGAACAUGAAUAUCCAUAUUUCUGGAAGUCCAUUAUUCUGAGGAUACAAUACAAGAAAACAGCCAUUUGCAAUCAACUUUCUCUUUGAAAUCCAGAUUACCUGUCUUUGCUGUCUUCAUGUUUGUUAGAGUUCAUCUCACAGUUGGCAGUCAUACAGUAUGACCAUAUAGGCAAAAGCUUAGUGCUUACCAUCAAACAUGCCCUGAAUGACCCAUCUACUCUCUCCGUUCUCUACUUCUCAGGCCACAGGAAAAAAAAUGGCUUAGGAAAAAGUGAAUAAGAGUUCUGGGUGAAUUUUCUUCACUUAAGUCCCCCAGGAGUGGCUUCCAUAAACUUCUUGUUCCUAGGCUCGUUUUAGAUGAUUAUCAAAGUUGCAUUGUCAGUACAAUGACCAGCAACAUCUUCAAGUCAGCCACCAGCUGCUGGCCUUCUUUCCUUGCUUGCUUUCUAGCAAGUAAUAUGACAGUUGCCUUUUGUAUUAAUCAUUGAAUACAUAACUAAGAUUUAUUUUCAAAAAUCAGUAUCUCUGUACUUUAGGGAAUGUUAACAGUUUUAUCCCAGAGAAGUCACUGUCUGUAUCAUGGGGAUAACACUGAGAUUCCACUUACUGUUUAAAGUCCUAGUGUCUAAAUUCCAUUUGCAGUCUGCAUUCUGCCUUAUAGGGGGUGGGAUGAAAUCAUCAAGGGUAAGGGUAAGACACUGGUGAACUGUAACAACUGUAAACUGAGACCUUGUCUUCACUGGAUACACAUAGUAUUGCUAUAAUAAGAGUAUGUUUUUAGCUAAAAGAAUUAUAUCUUAGAUAAAGUGAUUGGGGCUAUUUUAUUUUUAGUGAAAGUCUAUGGAGAACAUGAGUGCCCAAUAUUAGAAGAUGCCAGGAUGAUAGCUGGUGGUGGUAAUUGAAAGGUUAAUUCAGCGCAUGUCAUACUGUAAUGUAGUGGAUGAUGUCAGUGUAGUUGAUAAAAGUGUGUUGCUCUAUGAUACUCUUUUAUUCUAUGAUCCUGUUUUCAGAGUAGUUUCUACUCAGGUGGUGGCUACGGAGAGUAGAGGAUUAUAUGUGGGAUAAAUAUGGACCAAGCCUGGAGUAGGAAACAUAUCUGCGCAGAUUCAACUGACUAAUACUUAGUCAUAUGAUCACCAUAGUCAGCUUUUCCUUAGACACCUGAGCAAGCUCAAUCAAGUUCAUCAGACAAGAGUCUGUGUUGGAGCCUCCUGGCCUGCAGUGUGUUGAAAUGAGACAGAGUAGGACUCUGGUGUGUCUUUAAAUACUGAUGGUCUCUGGAUGUUCUAGCUUUGUAACUAUACUGAAUACUGAUGAUAACUUCGAAAAGUCCUAAAAACUUUCCUGCUCAUUCUGAGGGUUAAAAGCUAUUGUCUUUAUCUAAGGUUCCUCUGUUUGAGUCCUGAGAGUCUGUUACCUCCCAGUUGUCUGGAACAUUCUAUAGGGUCCCCCAACUCCUACCUCUUGAGUUUGCCUGUUUCCCUUCUUUCUGCUGAUCCUAAUGGCUUCAGUCCUGCUUCCAAGGCCCCCCAAUACCUGAUCGUGUACCCCUUUUCUCCUCCCAAUCCCUUCUCCUACUCAGGUCUCUUCCUCCUUCUGCCUACAAUGAUUGCCUUUUGCUUUCUCCCAAGUGGGAUUGAGGCAUCCUCACUUGGGUCCUUCAGCUUGUUAUCUUUCUUGAGUUCUGUGGAUUAUAUCCUUGGUAUUCUGUGCUUUUUUGGCUAAUACACACUUAUUAGUGAGUUCAUCCCAUGCGUGUCUUUUUAUGUCUGAUUUACCUAACUCAGAAUGAUAUUUUCUAGUUCCAUUCAUUUACUUGCACAACUCAUGAUGUUUUGGUUCUUAAUAGUUGAGUAGUAUUCCAUUGUGUAAAUGAACCACAUUUUCUGUAUCCAUUCUUCUGUUAUGGGACAUCUGGGUUGUUUCCAGUUUCUCACCAUUGAAAAUAAGGCUGUUAUGAACAUUUACAUACAUCAUAUUAUAUAAAGCAUAUACUAUA